This is a messenger RNA of Paramacrobiotus metropolitanus, 2456 nucleotides long. RefSeq lists its product as uncharacterized. Lineage: Eukaryota; Metazoa; Tardigrada; Eutardigrada; Parachela; Macrobiotidae. Bases 250 to 2043 code for a protein of 597 amino acids. Gene Ontology annotation, cellular component: nucleus. Gene Ontology annotation, molecular function: DNA-binding transcription factor activity, RNA polymerase II-specific; RNA polymerase II cis-regulatory region sequence-specific DNA binding. The transcript is spliced from 11 exons. Gene Ontology annotation, biological process: apoptotic process; regulation of transcription by RNA polymerase II. The record is from RefSeq and is a predicted model, not a curated record.
UGUACAUCUCUGGCUGCUGCAUGACGAUUUUCCUGAGUUUUUUUUUCUCUUUACCGUCCUGGUCCUAUUUUCCUCUCCUUUUCCGCAUUCUUUGUUUUCAUAGGAGCUUUCUUGGGUUUCUUAAGUUUAACAGUUUCAUAGUGCGGACUGGUUAUGCUGUUUCCCGUCUCUACGUGAAUCUUCGUGCUGCGUGCUCUCGCUUGACAACUGUUAGAACCAGCCUGCCUCGUGCAGUCUUACUACGGUAUCAUGAAUCCCAUUCCCAACGGAAACCCAGGCCUUGAGCAGCAGCUGGCCGGUAAAGCCGCAGAGAUUAAGGAAAUCAGACCACUAGAUCAGGAGGGGAACUCGUUCCUGUUGAAGCUGUUCGGGAAUGAAAAGAGCAUCGAAAAGAGCUUACAGAACCUGAACGCCUUCAACGAUCCAUACGAGAUGGAUCAACUGUUCCGCAGUUCUCAGAGCAAUGAUCCUGUAAGCACUAGCCAGAUCCUGGGCCAGUUUUUGAUAACUCCACCGUCCAGCCAGAACCUGUUUCCUCUAAGCCAGUCCACGGCUAAUAAUGAUUAUGGUACGAUGAACGGGAUGCAGGUGGUACAGCUGGUGGAUCGUGGCGGGAAAGCGCCGGUCGUGGAGAGCGGAUAUUCAUAUUCCUGGCUGGCCAACAAUAUGACGGACUUGGGGAUGAACGAUCUGAUUCUGCCCAGCAGCCAAGAGAUGCCUGCUGUUAGCGCUGGCAAACAGGAGUACUAUGUCCGGUGGGAUAGGGACGGUUUCCCGCUGUCGCAGGAUGCUCCCAGCACGUCCGCGGGGGCGACCGUACAGAGCGCGGAUUCGCAGGAGCUGGCGAGCGACGGAGGACCUCGGGAUUUCUCAGGACAGUAUGGAUUCGAUAUCUGUUUUCCACAGAAAGCUCAGGGAAAAGAGUGGAUAUACAAGCCGGAAACCAAAAAACUCUUCCUCGAGCGAGUUAAGCAGUGGGUAGUGCAGUUUACUAUGCAAACGUGCCCCAGCUCCGAAUUUUCCAUCCACGCUUUGCCAAUCUUCAAUGAUAAAGGCGCUUUUGGCCAGAACGUCCUACCGUGUGUCAAACAUGUGGAAGUUUGCCAGUUGUACAAGCAGUUCUUAUACACCGAGGAAAAGGGUGCCAAACACGAGAACAAUCGGGUUAUUCUGACUUAUCCCGGGAAGAAAACAGGAAAAAGUCAUUCGGUGAUGGGACGGUAUCUUUGCACCUGCAAUAACAGCUGCCACAAGGCCAAAUGCAACAUUUGCAUCGUUUUCGAGCUGCAUGUGCAGGGGAAAGUUGAAGGCCGCAAGACUUUAAAUAUUCGCAGUUGUGCUUGUCCCAAGCGUGACAGUGAUAUCGAAGAUCGGAGCAAUGGUACCGUGGUGGAAGCCGUUAAAGGCCGAAGAGGGCGCAAGCGAAAAGCGAGCGACGCUGACUCAGAGGAUGUUUUCAUAAAAAAAGAAGAGGGAUUGAGUAAUGGUAUCAAUGGCAACACACUGACUCCAACAAAAGCUUUACAAACAAUUGAAAAGAAGCGCCAUGUGGAAAGGGAGGGUGACCGGGUGAAGAUUUCCAUGGAGGUCGAUUCUCCCGUUGCGUACCUUAGUCUGAUUAGUUCCCAUAUGGACAUCCUGUUCCAUACGUUGGACGGUCUGAGUCGUUGCCCACUUAUGCCGGGUGCUUGUGUUCCCGUUGAAACUAUCACGAAUCCUGGUUCGGGAUUUCGCACAACUGCCGUUGCCUUCGCUAAAAAGGGCCCAUCACGAGAGAAUCUUAUGGAAAUUAAUAGUUGGAUCUCUACUGUUUUGAACAUGAAGAACUUGUCUGCGAAGUCUUUCUUCCAGGAUGGACAUAAUAUUGAAUCGCUGGACGAUAUAUUUGCCUUGAGUCGAAAGAGUCUGGAUAACUUGUUGGGAGAAUAUCGUGACGAAGUGGUGGAGAAGGUGUGGGACUGCAUCCAGCGCAAGGAACGUCCAUUGCGGCCUUUUUCCGGUGGAUCGCAGCUUUCGAUUCCCUUUUCGCAGUCGCAGUCGUGAAAAGUGACGCUGAGUCUAGUGGAAUCUCGUUUUUCCUUGUGCGGGAGUUGUUCCAAAGGUUGUUAUUUUACUCUUGUUUUUUUGCACAGUGAUUUGUACAGUUUUUUUCGUCACUGUUAUCACUGCACGUUUUGCCAGGUAUGACUGCUGGGAAUUGUUAAUGUGUAGAAGAUUUCGGGAGUGUCGUUAUAGAUCGCGCGGUUGAUUUUAAAGCGUGAUGUUAUGAUUUUACUUUGGUUUUUCGCCGUCGUAUUGCAUUUUUACCGAUAAUAUGAUGCUGUUUUAUAAGUGAAUCUGCGCCAUGUUUUUGCGUGCAUUAUUAAUUUGUCUGCUUGUUUUACGUUCAGAAAGCUGAACAACAAGUGUUGCGUCUGAAGGAGCUGAUGAAUAAAUAAAGAGAAAGUCACCCGAAA